AUGAACCGUUCCUCCGCUGAUUUGCGCAUCAGGAAGACGCAGCAUUCUACACUGUCUCGUAAGUUUGUAGAAGUGAUGUCGGAAUAUAAUGCUACGCAGUCAGAUUAUCGUGAGCGUUGCAAAGGCCGCAUCCAGAGACAGCUAGAAAUCACUGGUAGAACCACAACAAGUGAGGAGCUGGAGGAUAUGCUGGAGAGUGGAAACCCCGCCAUCUUCUCAUCAGGGAUCAUCAUGGACUCGAACAUUACUAAACAAGCUCUGAAUGAAAUUGAGACUCGACACAGUGAGAUUAUUAAAUUGGAGAACAGCAUCCGGGAACUCCAUGACAUGUUCAUGGAUAUGGCGAUGCUUGUGGAGAGCCAGGGAGAGAUGAUUGAUCGCAUAGAGUAUAAUGUGGAACAUGCUGUGGAUUAUGUGGAAAGAGCUGUCUCCGACACCAAAAAGGCUGUCAAGUACCAGAGUAAAGCCCGGAGGAAGAAGAUCAUGAUCAUAAUCUGCUGUGUGGUGCUUGGUAUUGUCAUCGCUUCAACGUUCGGUGGGAUUUUUGGAUAG
Staurois parvus is the source of this 552-nucleotide messenger RNA. NCBI's taxonomy places the organism in Eukaryota, Metazoa, Chordata, Amphibia, Anura, Ranidae. The record is from the annotation of a GenBank genome assembly.